AUGAACCGUACCAGAUUUGCUCUCCUAAUUGUAGGAGUGCUAUUCCACCUGGUAUACUUAUGGUCCAUUUUUGACAUUUACUUUGUAAGUCCUCUGGUUCAUGGAAUGAGCACUCACAAGUCCUGUGAUCACCCCCCCGCAAAACGGUUGGUGCUGAUAGUGGGGGAUGGGCAGCGUGCUGAUAAGACAUUCGGCAAGAUCAAACACCCAGCUACUGAAGAAUAUGACUAUCUAUCUCCAUAUUUGCGAUCAAUUGUAUUAAAUGAAGGAACGUACGGAAUUUCGCAUACCAGAAUGCCUACUGAGUCACGACCAGGCCAUGUGGCUCUGAUUGCAGGGUUCUAUGAAGAUGUCUCUGCCGUUACAAAAGGAUGGAAAGAAAAUCCUGUUGAUUUUGAUUCCGCUUUCAAUCAAUCUGUGCACACUUAUAGUUUUGGAUCUCCUGAUAUUUUGCCAAUGUUUGCAGAUGGGGCUUCGGAACGAGACAAAGUUGACACUUGGAUGUAUGGCCAUGAGUUUGAAGAUUUUACUCAAAGUUCUAUCGAAUUGGAUACUUUUGUUUUCAAUCAUGUGUAUCAGUUAUUUCAUAAUUCAACCUUAGAUUCGGCGUUGGACAAACAGAUACGUCAAGAUGGAAACAUUUUUUUUCUGCACUUAUUAGGAACCGAUACUGCCGGCCAUGCCUAUAGACCUUACUCUGCGGAAUAUUAUGAUAACAUUAUAAACACUGACAAACAACUCGAGAAACUGGUACCUAAAAUAAACAAGUUUUUUGGAGAUAAUGAUACUGCUUUCAUCUUUACUGCAGACCAUGGGAUGUCUGAUUUUGGUUCACAUGGUGAUGGACAUCCUGAUAACACUAGAACUCCUUUAAUUUGUUGGGGCGCUGGUAUCAAGAAACCUGAAUUUCUUGAUACACCCAAUGAAGAUCCAGAAGGAUACAUGAAUGAAUGGGAUCUUCCGUAUGUGAAGAGACACGAUGUUAACCAAGCUGAUAUUUCGACAUUAAUGAGCUAUUUGAUAGGAUCUCCUUAUGCAGCAAACUCUGUAGGUGAAUUGCCGUUGGAGUUUAUUGAUGAUGAUCCCUUGAAUAAAUUAAAGGGGCUAUAUGCUAAUUCUUUGACAAUAGUUGAACAGUAUCUCGUUAAACAAUUGGAAGUCUCUCAAAGUCAGUUUACAUUUAAGCCGUUUGAGUCAUUUCAACAGGUCUCAAUUGAAGAUCACAAGAGACGAAUUGAGGAUCUUCUCUCACAACUAGCAAAAGAUUAUGACGAAAAAGGGGAAAAAAUUGCAAUUGAUCUUAUCAAGAAUCUUUCAUCGUUGGCCUUGGAGGGGCUUUCAUACUUACAGAAAUACAAUUGGUUGUUACUUCGAUCCAUUGUGACUUUGGGCUUCAUCGGAUGGAUUGCUUACUCAUUUAUUGUGUUCUUGAGUUUGUUUGUUGUUAAGAGGGAUCAUACCGUGGAGCACAACUUUUUAAGCAUAGCAUUUUUUGGAGGUAUUACUGUAUCUCUUAACUACUUAUUAUUCUACCAGAAGUCUCCUCUCAUGUAUUAUCUAUAUGGUGGCUUCCCCAUUUUUUUCUGGUAUGAAAUUUAUGCUCGGCACACUGUUCUGUUUCAUGGAUUAUUGAGAUUCUUUAAGGGAAUCCCAGCCUAUAAAGUAACACUCAUCAUUGGCUUUAUUGUUGUCGUUUUCGAAUGUAUUACAUAUGGAUACUUCAACAGACAAAUAUUUUCAGUGAUCUUUGUCGUUCUGGGACUUUAUCCGGCUAUAGUUGGCCCAAUAUCUGUUGGACGUUUGUUAGCAUGGACCAUAACCUGCAUUUGCAUGUCAUCGUUUACCCUAUUUGAUGCGGUCAAAGUUGAAAGUUUGAGGCAAAUUUUGUCUGGUGGAAUCCUUAUUUUGGUUCUAUCAAUUAGUGGAUUCGUUUACAUUUUGAAAACUUCAACAGCGUUAAAGGAUACGUUCACCAAGGCUAUUGUUCUAUUGCAAAUAGGAUCGGUAGUGUUGGCGUUGUAUACAACUCAAAAAGCUGUCUUAUCAUUACAAUCCAGAGAAGGACUCCCAAGAGAUUGCCAAGUAAUUGGAUGGGCUAACUUAAUUUUCACUCUGAUUGGAUUUCCUCUGUUACAUCAUCUAAGACCAAAUAAAGAUUACAGACUGCGUUGUUUGAUUAUUUUUCUAGUGUUUGCACCAACUUUUAUCAUCCUGACGAUUUCGUUUGAGUCUUUCUUUUAUGCUCUUUUCUCCCUUACUAUAGUUCAAUGGAUCGAAAUUGAGGCAGGAUUUUUGAAAGAAGAGAUCUAUUCCAAGCAUGGUGCAGAUCAUAAUGAGUCUCACAACCAGUGGAUUCAACUUCUACGGCUUGCAGUCAUUGGUUUCUUCUUCCUUCAAGUUGCGUUCUUUGGUACCGGAAAUGUGGUUUCAAUUUCAUCCUUUUCUCUUGACUCGGUGUAUCGACUUUUACCAAUAUUUGACCCAUUCCCUAUGGGAGCUUUAUUGAUGGUAAAGCUAAUUAUUCCUUACGUUUUGCUCUCAACCGGUCUAGGAAUUAUGACACAUAAACUGGAGGUAGCACCAUUUGCUAUCUCGACUCUAAUCAUUUCCAUAAGUGAUAUUUUGUCUCUGAAUUUCUUCUUCUUAGUCAAAACAGAGGGAAGUUGGUUGGACAUUGGGGUGACAAUUUCCAAUUAUUGCCUAGCAAUUUUGUCCAGUUUGUUCAUGUUAAUUCUUGAAUUAGUAAGUAACAUCCUUUUAAGUGGCGUGGAGGUACCCGACAUCAAAAAGACCCUGAAAGUUAUUGAGAGUCUUCAAUUUGAAGGCUAUGACGACAUUUUAAAGGAGUCUUCAGUAUUGAGUGCUGAUGACUCCCCCAUUGCUGCGAGGGUAAGAAGAUCAACUCGAAAAGACAUUAAAUAUACUAGAUAG
Molecule: messenger RNA, 2931 nt
Organism: Komagataella phaffii GS115
Lineage: Eukaryota; Fungi; Ascomycota; Pichiomycetes; Pichiales; Pichiaceae
Product: Protein involved in glycosylphosphatidylinositol (GPI) anchor synthesis
Exons: 1
Coding region: 1-2931 (976 amino acids)
Biological process (GO): GPI anchor biosynthetic process
Cellular component (GO): endoplasmic reticulum membrane
Molecular function (GO): mannose-ethanolamine phosphotransferase activity
Source: RefSeq, a predicted model, not a curated record